Messenger RNA from Oldenlandia corymbosa var. corymbosa, 549 nucleotides. The record is from the annotation of a GenBank genome assembly. Lineage: Eukaryota; Viridiplantae; Streptophyta; Magnoliopsida; Gentianales; Rubiaceae.
AUGGAUCUUCCCCUGAAUGUUGCUGAUAACCUGAAUUCAUCAAGACAACAUUCAGAUGAAUCGCAGAAUCCCCCAGUGGUAUAUGACACAACAGAUGCCAUUAACUAUAUGAGAGAAGUUAGAGACACUUUCCUAGAUCAAAAGGAGAAAUAUGAUGCAUUCAUUGCCCUUAUGAGGGAGUACAAAGAUAAAAGGGUUGAUAAUCCGGGAGUCAUUGCCGGAUUGAAGAAACUGUUUGAAGGGCAUCCGAACUUACUUCUAGGUUUCAAUAAAUUCUUGCCCCGGGAGUUUGAAAUCACGCUGGAUAAUGAAGAAGAGGUUACCCCUGAUGAGCUCACAAGGGAAUUUGAGGAGGCUUCAAGUUUCGUCGAAAAGAUAAAGGAGCGUUUUAAAAGCGACCACCCUAUCUACACUUCUUUUUUGGACCAUCUGCAUGCGUACAAGGAUGGAAAAAAGAGCUUUGAUGAGGUCUACUGUGAGGUUGAAUCACUUUUUAAGGAUCACCCAGAUUUGUUGGUCGAGUUCAGCACAUAUAUUGGAGACGAUUAA